AUGGCGUCCCGUCUUCUUGUCUCUGGCCUCCCCCGGUCCCUCCCUCCCCUUCCUCCGGGGCCUGCCCCCACCUGCGUUCCCUGCGUCGAGGGGCGGCAGCGCGCUGCCCCUCACUCCUCCGAGUUUCCUCCGACAGAGGCUCCGCUGCAGACGCUUCACAUGGACGUGUGGGGCCCAGCCCGCGUCCGUGGACAGGGUCAGGAGCGUUACUUCCUGCUGGUGGUUGACGAUUACUCGCGUUACACCGCAGUCUUCCCCUUGCGCAGCAAGGGUGACGUCACUGAGGUGUUGAUCGCCUGGAUCCGCGCAGCUCGUCUCCAGCUCCAGGAGAGUUUCGGCUCCGACUUUCCUGUUCGGCGUCUGCACUCCGACAGAGGCGGAGAGUUCUCCUCUGACCUUCUGCGGGCCUUCUGUCGCGCACGAGGCAUCCGCCAGACCUUCACGCUUCCGGACUCUCCGCAGCAGAAUGGGAUUGCUGAGCGCCGCAUCGGCAUGGUCAUGGACGUCGCUCGUACGUCCAUGAUCCAUGCGGCUGCUCCCCAUUUUCUGUGGCCGUUUGCGGUUCGGUACGCGGCGCAUCAGCUCAACCUUCACCCCCGGGUCUCCAUGCCGGAGACCUCCCCUGCUUUGCUGUGGACGGGGAAGGUUGGUGAUGCGUCGCGUUUCCGGGUCUGGGGAUCUAGGGCGUUUGUCCGCGACUUGUCUGCGGACAAGCUGUCCUCUCGUGCUGUUCCCUGCGUCUUCCUUGGCUUUCCCCCUGACGCGCCAGGCUGGCAGUUCUACCACCCCACCUCGCGCCGUGUCUUCGCGUCCCAGGACGUCACCUUUGACGAGUCGGUUCCCUACUACCGUCUCUUCCCCUACCGCACUGCGUCCCUCCCUCCCCCGCCGCUCUUCCUUACGCCAGGUCCCCCUCCGGUAGACCCCCUCCCCCCUCAGGGUCCUGCUCCCUCAGGUGUGUCCCAGGUAGAUGCAGUUGAGCCAGUCGAGGUAGCUGUUGACUCUGGUGCUGCUGGUGGUGCUGAGCCUGGGGGUGCUGGGUCUGGGGGUGCUGCGACUGGGGGUGCUGAGCCUGGGGGUGCUGAGCCUGGGUGUGCUGAGCCUGGGGGUACUGAGCCUGGGGGUGCUGCGCCUGGGGGUGCUGCGUCUGGGGGUGCUGCGUCUGGGGGUGCUGCGCCUGGGGGUGCUGCGCCUGGGGGUGUUGAGCCUGGGGGUGCUGAGCCUGGAGGUGCUGAGUCUCGGAGUGCGGAGCCUGAGAGUGCUGGACCUGCUCGUCUGGCGUCUGGUGGUGCUGAGCCUGGCAGUUCUUCGGGUGCUUCGUCCCGGCGGGAGCUGCUCUCUCCACAGGAGCUGCGUGAGUGGUUCGCCCGGCGCUGGCGGCGUGCUGCUGGAGCUGGUGGUGCUGCAGGAGCUGGAGGUUCUACUGCUGCUGAGAGUGCUGGUGCCGAGGGUCCCAGAGGUGCUCGUACCGAGUGUACUGGAGCUGCUGGCCCUACGAGUGCUCCUCCUGCUGGAGCUGGUGGUGCUGCUGGUGCUGCUGGCGUUGGUGCUGCUGGUGCUCCUGGAGCUGGAGCUGCUGGUGCUGCUGGUGCUGCUGGUGCUGCUGGCGUUGGUGCUGCUGGUGCUCCUGGAGCUGGAGCUGCUGCGUCUUCGGGUGGUCCGGCUGGAGCUGGAGCUACUGGGGGUGUUGGCGCUGGGGGUGCUCCUGGCGCUGGUGCUGCUGAGGGUGCUGGAGUUGGAGCUGCUGGAGCUGGGGGUCCUCCUGGUGCUGGUGCUCCCGCUGGGGGUGCUGGUGCUGUUCCUGCUGGCACUGGUGGAGCUGCGCGGCCACGGCCGUACUUCGUUCCGCUCCUUGAGCAGGUUCUUGGUCUUCCGUCCUCUCUUGGUCCUGCUCCUGCCUUAGAGUGUCCGCCUCCUGUCCAGUCUGAGUCACAGUUACAGCCACCUUCCCCGCUUCCUUCUCCUUCUCCCUACACUGGUCCUACUGGAGGUCUUGCUGAGCGUCGUGAGCCUGCGUCUCGCCCUGCGUCGCCUGUCCGCGCUGCUCGCACUAGUGGUCGUGGUUCCCGUCAGCGUCCUCCCCCUGUCCCCGGUACGCACCAAAUGUCUUUGCGUCCUUCCACUGCUCCUCUGCGUGCCCCUUUGCCUUCUCCUCCCGCGUCCUCUCUUCCUGACCUUCCUGACCCUGAGUCGGACUCCCUUCGUGCGGCGCGUCCUACUGUCACGCGUCUCCUUGCUACUGUUGUCACUGACCCUUCCUUUGAGUCUACUGCUGCGUCUGCUCUGGUUGCUGAGCUUGUCGACUUCGCUGCCCGCUGUCGCCUAGACUACGCUGCCAGUCUCGUCGCUGAGUCUGAGUCUGUCUGUCCUCCGUCCGUCGGGGGUGAGUGUGCUCUUGGCACGGACGUCCUUGAGGACAGGCAGGAGGAGUUCCAGUGCUUGGCUGCUGCUUCACCUCAUCUCGUGUCCAUGCUGCUUGCCCCUGAGGGAGACCCGGAUGCACUUGACAUCCCGACUCCACGCUCUUACGCGGAGGCGAUAGAGGGUCCCUACUCUUCUCAGUGGCAGGCAGCCAUGGACGCAGAGAUGGCUUCCUGGAAGUCCACAGGCACCUACGUUGACGAGGUUCUCUCGCCUGGGGCGAACAUUGUCAGUGGCAUGUGGAUUUUCAGGGUGAAGCGGCCGCCGGGUUCUCCGCCUGUCUUCAAGGCGCGUUACGUGGCUCGUGGCUUCAGUCAGCGGCAGGGAGUUGACUACUUUCAUACCUUCUCUCCCACCCCGAAGAUGACCACUCUUCGGGUACUGCUGCACAUAGCCGCUCACCGAGACUACGAGCUGCACUCUCUUGACUUCAGCACAGCUUUCCUGCAGGGCAGCCUGCACGAGGAGAUCUGGCUGCGCCGCCCACCUGGAUUCACUGGGUCUUUUCCUCCUGGCACCCAGUGGAGCCUCCGGCGGCCAGUCUACGGUCUCCGCCAGGCGCCUCGUGAGUGGCACGACACACUGAGGACUACACUUGCGGCUCUUAGGUUUGCUCCUUCUACUGCCGACCCGUCGCUGUUUCUGCGCACCGACUCUUCCUUGCCGCCGUUCUACAUCCUCGUGUACGUCGACGACUUGGUCUUUGCUACAGCUGACACUGCUGGACUUGCCUACGUGAAGUCCGAGCUGCAGAAGAGACACACGUGCACAGACCUGGGUGAACUGCGCAGCUACCUUGGCUUGCAGAUCACCCGGGACAGAGCACAGCGCACCAUUACCCUGACUCAGUCACACAUGGUGCAGCAGGUCCUUCAGCGCUUCGGCUUCACGUACUCCUCGCCUCAGGCCACUCCUCUGCCUACACGCCACUCGCUCUCAGCUCUGCCUUCGGAUGAGUCCGUAGAGUCGAGUGGCCCGUACCCAGAGCUUGUCGGCUGCCUCAUGUACCUGAUGACCUGCACUCGACCUGACCUUGCAUACCCUCUUAGCAUUCUGGCACGCUUUGUUGCUCCUGGGAGACACAGACCAGAGCACAUGGCUGCAGCGAAGAGGGUGUUGCGCUACUUGUGCAGUACGUCGGGCAUGGGGCUUGUGCUUGGAGGGCAGAGUUCAGUGGUCCUCACUGGUCACGCAGACGCUUCUUGGGCUGACGACCAGGCUACGCAGCGGUCGUCACAGGGUUACACCUUCAGCCUUGGCUCCGGCUCUGUUUCGUGGCGGUCUACCCGCUCGUCUUCUGUUCUCGGCUCCAGUUGUGAGGCUGAGAUCUACGCAGGGGCCAUGGCUGCACAGGAGUUACGCUGGCUCACCUACCUGCUGACUGACCUGGGAGAGCCGCCUCGUUCUCCUCCAGUGCUGUACGUAGACAACAAGGCCAUGCUGGCCUUGUGUCGGGAGCACAGACUGGAGCACAGAACGAAGCACAUCGCUCUCCGCUACUUCCUUGCUCGUGAGCUGCAGCAGCGUGGUCAGCUGCGCCUUGCUUACGUCGACAUGACAUCGGUGCAGUCGACCCUGCGCCGCACCCUGAUCACCAUCCGUACGCGCUACAUCGAGUGCGGCGGCGAUGACUUUGGUGGCGGCCCGCAGCUACAUCUCGGGGCCUUCCUAGCCAGGCUCAAAAAGUCCCCGACAAUCACAGUGGCAGGUGUGGACAAGGAGGGGGAGAAGCGACAACAUAGCUUCGACCUGCACGAGGAGGCAUUGACGGGCUACAGCAAGACCCCGGAUGACUUGCAGUCAUGCCUCGACGUCUGCCGCCGCCACGCCAAUUCGACGCUCACCCACCUCCAGAAGAGGCUGGGGGAUCUAGACAGCCUGAACGGUGUCCGGCUUUUCAUGCCAGACACGCACCCUGAAGACAAGGAGGGACGCGCUGAGGAGUGUCGCGAGCACUUCGAGACUCUCGUCAACUUGUUCCAUGCCCGCGAACGCGCAGACAUUCUCUCGGGUAAGCACUAG
Closterium sp. Yama58-4 is the source of this 4443-nucleotide messenger RNA. The record is from the annotation of a GenBank genome assembly. Lineage: Eukaryota; Viridiplantae; Streptophyta; Zygnematophyceae; Desmidiales; Closteriaceae.